Messenger RNA from Rhizopus microsporus ATCC 52813, 2015 nucleotides. RefSeq lists its product as uncharacterized. NCBI's taxonomy places the organism in Eukaryota, Fungi, Mucoromycota, Mucoromycetes, Mucorales, Rhizopodaceae. The record is from RefSeq and is a predicted model, not a curated record. The transcript is spliced from 3 exons. Bases 224 to 1810 code for a protein of 528 amino acids.
AAAGAAGUACACAACUCCCCUUUUGUCUUCUUUAACGACUAUUAACAUACGCCCUUAAAUAUUAUUUAAUUCGUUUUAUUUUACAUUGAUUUAUGAUACAAUUAUAUUUUGCAAACGAGAUAAUUGACAUUCAUUGAUUUCAGUUUAUCUCGUUCUUCCUAAAGAUUAUUAUUAUUACAUUUACUAUUAUUAACUGCUACCCCCCAAUUUCAUAUUUAUUAUAAUGACAUCCUUAUCACCAACAACUCUUUUACUCGGAGAUAUCAUCAGUUCUCCUUCAAAGGCUGAAUCGAUCCUGGAAUCAUUGACGGCUGAACAAAUCAUGAUGAUCGAGUCUACUAUUCAUCGCGUCAAACGUAGAAAGAUGGACAAGUCAAAGGAAGUCAAAGCUUCUAAUCACGCCUCCGCCAUCGCAAAUGCUCUAGCUGCUGCUAUGGUCUCUGCUGCACUUCAAACGAAGACAAAUGAAACCAAGGAGCCAACACCCUCGCCUCCGUCAACGGCGACAACCUCAACUACCACCACGACAACUCCUAGUGAACCCAUCGCAGAAGUCAAGAAUGGUGUGGAAUGGGUCUCUUUUGUUUAUUCUCACAACCGCACCCUUAAGCGCUACUCUAUCAGAACAGAUAUUCAAAAUGUCGCCUUGGAUGCUGUCGAUGAAAAAUUUAAAGCUGAAAAUUGUGUUUAUCCACGAGCUAAUUUACCCAAGGAAACAUACAAAGGCAACCGAUGGGCAUAUGAAACAGAAUGCAAUGAUUUGGGUUGGAAGUUGGCAUGGUUAAAUAAGGAGGAGAUUGCAGGUAAACGUGGCUUGAUUCAGCGUGCUGUCGAUUCAUACCGUAAUCGAUAUCCAAGCAUGCGAUCUCGGCGCGUAGCACGUCAAGAAAAGCUGCUCAAUGGCACUCUCCGUAAGCGAAAGAACAGAGAAGAGGACGAAGACCAAAGUCAACCAGCGACGACUACUCCCAUUCAUCCUCCUCAGACUCUUGAGGCUGCUAUCGUCAAACCUUCGCAUCAGCCCAAGACGAUUGCAAUCGAUGAUCUUGUCAACCACACCCGUUACAGAAUUAAGAUCAACAUCGAAACGAUUUCAUUGGAUGAAAUUUCCUUAGAAUUCAAGCGACAGAACUGUCCUUUCCCAAGAGCAAUUCAUGCAGAUCCGGAUUUGUAUAUCGGUGGACGUCAGAGAUGGGUCCAAGACAAUAUGUUGAAUGAGUUGAGCUGGAAAUUGGCUUAUCUGAAUCCUCGUAUUCUCGCAGGCAAGAAAAACUUGCUUCAACGCGCCUUGGACGUAUAUCGAACCAAGUUCAUGCCUUCACUUCAACCUCGCCGACAGUCAAGUCGCACUCCGCCUUCAUUUGACAAGUCAUCUGUAAUGGUCGAAAAGAAGAAGAAGAAGAAGAGUCAUGACUUGAGUAAUUGCUUCUCGCUGGACGAAGAAGCGGUCAAUAAGAUGAGUUUGACACAUUUGCCACGACAGUCUGAUCAGGAUCCAAUGAUCUCGCCUUCCUAUGAUGAUGCUAUGUAUGCUGAUGCUCGAUUCUCUCCAUUUGAUGAAUCAUGUAAUACAAGCAGUAGUAGCUCAAGCGUAGCCUGUACACCUAGUCCACCUGUAACGGCAGAUAUCCUCGGUUUUACCGAUGUUUAUGAUUCUUUCAUGCUACCACCCGUCAAUGAUACAUUCUUGUUAUUGGAUAACGAUACAAACAUGGGAAUUAAAUGCUAUGAUCCACUUAUGUCACCCUCUAGCCCAGAAUUAGAUAAACAAGACUUUUCAGCGUCUCAUCUAUUAGAUCCUCUCUUUUAAAGAACACAAAAAAAAAAAACGACAAAUACCUUUUGUAAAUACUACCUAUUUAUCUCUCUCUUUACAUUCUUUUCCUCCCUCCUCUUUACGCCUCCUCUUCUCCUCUUUUUACUUAAAAAUUACAUGCCUCAUUUCAAUUUUUUAUAUCUUUGAUAGUUUUGUAAUAUUUUUUUUUGUUUGUAUUCUGUAUCUUAAUAAAAAUAUG